AUGAAAAUAUACGAUCUGCUUUGCGUCGUGUAUUUCGGAUGUACAAUAGAAAUCGCUAAGUCGGUAGGAAAUCAAAAUUUUAACAUCGGAGAUGUUACCAAAGACUAUCUAUUGAUGAAAUUGGUUCAAAGGAUCGGGAAAAUAACUAUCAUUACAUACGUGACCAGGAUGAGAAGCCGUAUUGUAAAAGUAAUGGACGGAGCAAUUAUAAUUUGGGAGGCCAAAACAAACGGAGAAUAUUUGUCGCUAUUGAAGAUUUACAAAUAUUAUGGAAGGAACAAAUUAGCGUAUGUAUACAGUUUAGGAAAUCUCGUUAGAAAAACUAAAUUUUUUGAAGGGCGAAAGCACAAUUGGUAUGAGAUUCCAGAAUUUUAUUUUGAUUAUAAGUUAGAAAGACUCAGAAAAGAAAGGAUUUUUGAUUUGAAAAGUGAUAUUGAUUAUGAUACUUUUUAUGUCCAAGAUCUUAGUUUAUAUGGAUUAGAAACUUUAGUUUUUAUUCCAUAUGAUAUUUAUGAUAUUAUAUCGGUUUGUGAUGAUUUUGAUGUAAUUUGGGAAAGAAAUAAUGAUUCGGAUAAAUGUACUUGUAUUAUUGUUCAUGGAGAUUUGCGAAAUUCUCAAUUGAUUCAUCUUCAUCUCAAAAUAAAUAAUACACAUAAACAAAUGUUUAUGAGAAAGUAUGAAGAUGAUUGGAAACAAACCGAUAAAACUAAUUUCUAUUCCUUUCUCAAGAAAUUAGAUAAUGUAGACACACCUUUUUAA
This is a messenger RNA of Theileria orientalis strain Shintoku, 759 nucleotides long. RefSeq lists its product as hypothetical. The record is from RefSeq and is a predicted model, not a curated record. Bases 1 to 759 code for a protein of 252 amino acids. NCBI's taxonomy places the organism in Eukaryota, Apicomplexa, Aconoidasida, Piroplasmida, Theileriidae. The transcript has a single exon.